Messenger RNA from Symbiodinium sp. CCMP2592, 792 nucleotides. NCBI's taxonomy places the organism in Eukaryota, Dinophyceae, Suessiales, Symbiodiniaceae. The record is from the annotation of a GenBank genome assembly.
AUGCAGUCUCUGGUCGCUGGCAUCCAUGAAUUCUUCGAGCGAGCCAACCAAUUGGCCAUGGCCUCAUGUGGCUCUUGCUAUGGACCAGGCCGUGAAAGGCAGCCUUUGGAUGCAUCGCUUUUGAGUCUCUUCGAUGUGAGCCCCAUCGACCACGAAGAUAUGGAGGCAGUUCGGGGAACACAGAAGGGUGCGCGACUUCUGCACGAAGCGCGGGUGGAGGAGGCUAUCCGCGAGUUUCACGCGGUCUGCAACCGAGUGCCGAGGAGUGCACCUGCUCGGUGCAACCUUGGAGCCGCGUACUUCGAAAGAGGCGACGAGGACGCGGCGUUGCACUGGUUUCGAGAGGCAUACCGCAUGGACGAGCGAAGCAGCCGUAUUCUACGCGCCGUUGCCGUGUUGGAACAGCGUGCAGGCAAUUUUUCCGAGGCGCUCUGGCUAUUGCGGAACUACUUGCAAGAAGUCGACGAGUUCAACAUGCAGGUGCAGCACCAGCUAGCCUGCCUUCACAGAGAACGACACCAGUGGGCUCAAGCAGCCGCUUGCUACAGGAGGCUCCUGAAGGCCGGUAGGCUCUCAAUCGGGACUACGCCCGUGAGCUGCAGAGCUGCUUGGACCGGGCACCCCUUGAAGGGGACCUCUGGGCGCGCGGCGACAGGCCUGCCAAGUUUGUGUCGCAGUAUGUUCCAUUCCGGGGCCACGGGCGAAGUCGAAGUACCUAAUCCCUCACGUCUGCUUCGCCAAAAUCAGAAGACCUCGACCCAUAUUUGCCUCGCCUGGAUUAUCCGAGUGUGA